AUGUCGUCGUCCCUCUACAAGCAGCUGGGCCUUUCUGGAGCCGGCUCCCCGCUCACCGGCCGCCACCUGGCCCUCCUCGUCCUCGGCGCCGUCUUCCUCGCGCUCACCGUCUUCAUCGUGCACCCCAACGAGUUCCGAAUCCAAUCCUUCUUCGCAGGCAGCAGCAGCUGCGGCGGCCGCCCCGGCACGGACGCACCUGCUGCCGCAGUCGCCAGUCCCCAUGGUCACGGUGCCACCACCACGGAGAAGGAGGCCGCCGCAGCACGGGCGCCGGCGCCGGCGCCGGCUCCGGACGACGACGACGUGCGCGUCCUCAUCGGCAUCCUGACGCUGCCGAGCAAGCGCGCGCGGCGGCACCUGCUGCGGGACGUCUACGCGCUGCAGGCGCAGGAGCACCCGUCGGUCGCCGGCGGCGUGGACGUCCGGUUCGUGUUCUGCAACGUGACGUCCGCCGACGACGCGGUGCUCGUGGCGCUGGAGGCCAUCCGCUACGGCGACAUCAUCGUGCUGGACUGCGCGGAGAACAUGGACAACGGCAAGACGUACACCUUCUUCUCCACCGUGGCGCGCUUGUUCAACGGCAGCAGCGACGACCGGCGGCCGAGGAGGUACGACUACGUGAUGAAGGCCGACGACGACACGUACCUGCGUCUGCCGGCGCUGGUGGCGUCGUUGCGCGGCGCGGCGAGGGAGGACGCCUACUACGGGCUGCAGAUGCCGUGCGACACGGAGAACUUCUACCCGUUCCCGCCCUUCAUGUCCGGGAUGGGGUACGCGCUGUCGUGGGACCUGGUGCAGUGGGUGGCGUCCUCGGACCUGGCCCGGCGCGAGCAGGACGGGCCCGAGGACAUGUGUACGGGGCAUUGGCUCAACCUCGCCGGCAAGGCCAAGAACCGGUACGAUAACGCGCCGAGGAUGUACAACUACAAGGGCGCGUCGCCGAACAGCUGCUUCCGGCACGGCUUCGUCCCGGACACCAUCGCCGUGCACAUGCUCAAGGACGACGCAAGGUGGGCCGAGACGCUCGCCUACUUCAACGCCACCGCCGGACUCCCGCGCUCCGGCGGCCUCUACCACCUGCCGGUGCCGGCGGGCAGCCCCUGA
Miscanthus lutarioriparius is the source of this 1104-nucleotide messenger RNA. The record is from the annotation of a GenBank genome assembly. Lineage: Eukaryota; Viridiplantae; Streptophyta; Magnoliopsida; Poales; Poaceae.